Molecule: messenger RNA, 1830 nt
Organism: Drosophila serrata
Lineage: Eukaryota; Metazoa; Arthropoda; Insecta; Diptera; Drosophilidae
Gene: Hinfp
Product: Histone H4 transcription factor
Biological process (GO): anatomical structure development; regulation of transcription by RNA polymerase II
Molecular function (GO): DNA-binding transcription factor activity, RNA polymerase II-specific; RNA polymerase II cis-regulatory region sequence-specific DNA binding
Source: RefSeq, a predicted model, not a curated record
ACUAUCGAAGCCUCUGGCGCGAGUGCCAUCGCUAGUUUGGGCUCCCAACAAACAACCAUUGCAUUUCGCACGAAAACCGCCCAAAAUUUGGCUUAAUCCUGAUUCCCAAGGAGCCGUCAUCGCCCAGACAAACCAUGUUGAGAGCCCAGCCCCCACUGCCGCUGCCACUGGCCACAAGCGGGAAGCGGAAAAAGCCCGCGGAGCUGCAGUUGCCCUGUGGCUGGAGCGGUUGCCAGGAUAUCUGCGACGGAGAAUGGAACCUAAACACACACAUUGCCCAGCACCUAGAGGAGUAUGUCCGCGAGGAGGCGGACACGAAGGAGCACUGCUGCAGAUGGACCGACUGUGAUUUCCGUUGCAGCUGCCGGGUGGAGUUUGAACGUCACUCAUACUACCAUGGCUACUACCAGAACCUGCUACUCCAGGGUCAGCUGGAAUGUGACCUGCAUCCGGAGAUACCUGCCUGCACGGCACCCGCCCGCCACAAGUUACCCCAUCUCGGCCAGAACUUCCGCUGCGGUUGGACGGACUGCGAGCGUGAGUUUGUCUCGAUUGUGGAGUUCCAGGACCACAUUGUCAAGCAUGCGCUGUUUGAGUACGACAUACAGAAGACGCCAGAUGACGAGCGGCCCAAGACGCAGUGCAACUGGAGUUUGUGCCACAAGCAGAUGGGCAACAAGUAUCGCCUCAUCGAGCACAUAAGCACGCAUUCGAACAAGAAGCAGGUGGCCUGCCAUCACUGCGGGGAGCUCUUCCGGACUAAGACCACGCUCUUCGACCACCUUCGCAGGCAGCCAGAGAACAAUACCCAUAACUUUCAAUGCGCUCAAUGCUUCAAAUUCUUUGCCACCAAGAAGCUGCUGAACAGCCAUGUGGUCCGCCAUGUAAACUGCUACAAGUGCACCAUGUGCGACAUGACCUGCAGCUCUUCCAGUUCGCUGACCACCCACAUUCGCUACCGUCACCUCAAGGACAAGCCGCUCAAGUGCAGCGAAUGCGAGACGCGCUGCGUCCGCGAGUCCGACUUGGCCAAGCACAUCCAAAUUGUACACUCGAAGACGGUGCACCAGUGCGAGCACCCGGACUGCCAUUACUCCGUGCGCACCUACACGCAGAUGCGAAGGCACUUUCUGGAGGUCCAUGGGAACAAUCCCAUCCUGUAUGCCUGCCACUGUUGCGAGCGCUUCUUCAAGAGCGGCAAGUCCCUCUCAGCUCACCUAAUCAAAAAGCACGGCUUUCGGUUGCCAUCGGGCCACAAGCGCUUCACCUACCGCGUGGAUGAGAAUGGCUUCUAUCGCUUGGAGACGACGCGCAUUGAGAGCUUGGAGGUCACUCAGCAGAUACUAUCGCCCCAGGUUAACCCUGUGCUGGAAAUCGACCUGAAGCCCGGCACUGGCUCCUGCUUCGAAAUCGUGGAUCCUACGAACUCGGAAUUCGAGCGGAUCAUCGUCUCGAAUGAUGCCAAUGAAGCGCAGAUGAUGGGCGAAGUGGUCAUCUCGUUUCCGAGCCUCCCGGAUCCCGAGGAGGUGUGAUGGUGGUCCAACAGCAUUUCUGAUCGAUCUCGUGCCCUUCAUCUUUGACUGGCUUUAAUCCCAGCAUUAGCUCACUAUGAAUUACUUAGGCUUUAGGCGAGAGAACUGCCCGCGAGUGUAAUUUGUCACUAUUUUAAGUACUAUAAAGCGAGAUUGUACUAUAAUCAUAUCCCUCUCAUGUCGCCCUUCUGUAAGGGUUGGCCAUAUCUCCUUUGACAUUUAGUUUAUAAUCAACCAUUGACAUUUUACAGUUGCAACUUUAGUUUCGAAUAUUAAUAAUAUAAAUAAUAAAUGAAAG